CACCACCACCACCACCACCACCAAUCGAUGGCCGCGCGGUAGAGUCGCUCGUCCCGGUUCAGCAGAUAGGGCCAUGUUUGUUUUGACCGCCGAGCGGAUCAGGACCAACGAGAUCCAGUCAUGCGUCGCGGCCGGGUGCUCGAUCGUCGCCUGCUUGUCCGUCAUCGGUCUCGCGCUAUGGGUGCACUCUGUGCGCUCUGCGCGCAACUUUCUCGACCGGAUCAGUUUCCGGCUCCUCAUUCAUGCGCUGGGCUUUGAGAUCCUGUAUGAUAUUAGCUACCUCGUCGUCGUGGCACCUGGAAUCACGGGCCGCACACCACCGCGCGUAUGCUCGGCCUUUGUAUACUUUAUGAUGGCGUACAUGGGCGUGUACGUCGAUCGUUUAGUCGCCGCACUGACGUUGCACAGCGUCAACUAUCUCGUGUCCUUCAUCGCCGUCAACCUCGCCAUCACCAUUGUCUGGGGCUUGAAUCCCAUCCGGCUGGGCUUGGAAAAAUGGUACAUUGGCAUCUCGAUCUUCAUUGGCAUGUUCAUUCCCAUCAUCCCAGCGGGGCUCGGACACUUUGGAUAUGACCCAGUCUUGGACGUGUGUUGGAUCAAGGCCAAGACACAGAAAGCAAGAAUGCGCAACUUUGUGCUCGACCUGUACUUGUGGCAGCUGUUAUCCUGCCUCUACGCUGUCGCGGCAGUCGUGGCCACCCUCGUGACGCUCUUCCGGCAGGGCCGUGCAACGUCUCGAGCCGUCGCAGGCACCGAGAGCUUCAACCUCACCAUGCUGAGCGGCGAUGAGACAGUCUCGGCAGACUCGGGCGACAAGCCCGCUGCCAAGGCCAGCUUCGUGACGCGCAUGAUUCAGCGCCGCAAAGAGAAGAGAUAUCGGAAGCGCGCGUUGGGAAGGCUAGAGGACAGGUUCGUCAGCAUUGCCCUCCGCAUUGCCGCGUACCCCAUUGCGCUCGUCAUUGUCAACUGCGGUAUUGCAAUCGGCGAUCUCUACAUUUCCUCGACGGGCGGGGUCAGCACGCCCCAAGAGUACGGCCUGUACGUCUUCUACUACUUCCUGUAUGGUGCGAGAGGCUGUGUGUUUGUGUUGUUAUGCGUCUUUGUCGACCCAUGUCUUAUGAACGGGGUCCGCGCAGCGUGGGCGGCGACUUUCCCCAAGGAAUCCACCCUCGACUCGUCAGACGUAAAGAUCGACCUAGGUUCGUCGUCGUUGAACGCAAACCACCCAGGGAUCAACGCACCCUUCGUCUCUGUCAACGACGCAGAGCCCAUGGACAGCAGCAGCAGCAACAACAAGCCACCACCGAGCGGCGGUGGCGACAUGGGCUUUAUGCAGGCUCUGUUUGAGCUCGACGACGAGCCAGAGCUCGACCGCGUCACCCAGGUGUGGGACAAGGACAAGGAGUUCAGUGAGAAGGACGAUCUCGCGCUCGAACCGACCAAGGCGGUGCCAAAGCGGUCAAAGCUGUUUGGCAUCAGGUGGAAGAAGCCAGUCGCGGGCGACCACGACGCCGCCGGCGGUGUCGGGCCAGGUCAUGGCGGCAAGCUCAGCCUCGUCACGAGUAAUCGCUCGGGCAAGCCGCCUCCACUCAGCCCCCCACCCACCCCCAACCGCAGUCUCGCGUCGCCCGCCUCUGCGCGAUCACCCAGCCCACCAUCAAGCAGACCUCCAAGCCGGGCGACCAACCAGCCGAGCAGGAACACGACCCAGGCAGCGGCCACGCCAACACAGUACUCUAGCGCCUUUGCGGGCGUGCCCCUCGGCGCCCUUCCGGUCGGUCUCGACGACGGUGCCGACGACGUCGUGAAUCGCGAUGCGCUCGACCACGCCAAGACGGUCGCGGCGCUUGAGCGGCUCCUCGCUGCGCCAGUGUCCCAGACGCCGGGAAGCGUGGGCAGCGCGUCCAACAUUGUGGACCGUCUCGCGCUUGUCGACAAGCUCAGCCGUCGCCUCGAGCGGGUGGAAGGGCGCGCCGGGCGCGGGUCGCUUUCCGGGUCUGCGACGCCCCGCAGCCCUGCGUCAGUGCAUGCCCCGUCGCGGACAACAUCGCGCGUCGACGGGGUAGACCACCACCAGCGCGGCGCCGUGCCACAGUCCGUGUCGCGUAACACUGACCCGCGGCGCGGGUCACUUGCGUCUGGUGUCGGCGUCGGCACAGGGCGCGGUCGCACCUCGGGUCUCAUGUCGCCCCGCAACGCCGAGGAAGAGCGCCGGCAGCGGCGUGACCGGGCGAUGGAGCUCGCCGAGAGGCUGUACGAGGAGUUGGAGUCGCAGCUUUAGGUUUGCGGCGUUGGCGGCGGGUGGUGUGCGGCCGUGGGUGACGGCCGUGGGGAUACGGGUGCGUGGGAGACCCAAAGGUGACGCGACGACCCUGUCACUGUCUGGGCCCUUUGGGUUCCCUGCCAGCAGUGUAUUGAUAGAAAUGCCCCCCCUGCCCCCACUGGCAGGGGACCUACUUAUAUUAUCAGCAUCCAAGUCUGUACAAUGUAUAAGUGAUUACGAG
Messenger RNA from Vanrija pseudolonga, 2504 nucleotides. RefSeq lists its product as uncharacterized. The coding region runs from base 74 to 2281 and encodes 735 amino acids. Lineage: Eukaryota; Fungi; Basidiomycota; Tremellomycetes; Trichosporonales; Trichosporonaceae. The record is from RefSeq and is a predicted model, not a curated record. The transcript has 8 exons.